AGUUGGCUCGUCCCGCCCCUGCUUCUGAGUGACAGGACCGUGGACAGCAACAUUUCGAACCGGACCUGAAGUUUGUGGGCUCCUGCCUUGGCUGAGCUGAGUAAGAAAAAUCAAGACUAUUAUCUUAGUACCUGGCACUGACUUUGCCAAGAAUGCAAGCAAAGCUUCCUCAGUAAAAGAUCUUGCCUCUGGAAACAUCUUAACCCUUGGCACCCUUCCAGAAUCCAGACUUGGCAGCAUCCAGGACACAACACAAGGCAACUGAUAAAGACCCAGGAGAGCAAGAAACAGCAACUCAGAGCAGCAGGCAUUUUGGAGAUCAAAGAUGGGUAGAAAAGAUGCCUCCACUAUAAAACUUCCUGUUGAUCAGUACAGAAAGCAAAUUGGUAAACAAGAUUAUAAAAAAACCAAACCUAUUUUACGAGCAACAAAAUUAAAAGCAGAAGCAAAGAAAACAGCAAUAGGCAUAAAGGAAGUUGGCCUUGUACUUGCGGCUAUUUUGACUCUCCUAGUGGCUUUCUAUGCUUUCUUUUAUCUCAGACUCUCCACAGAUGUUGACCCUGGUCUGGAAUCAGAUGAAGAUUAGCUGAGCAGCAAUCAGUGCAUGAAACUGAUAUAAUUUUAUAAGGCAUCUUCUGGGACCAAUGCUUUCUAAAAUAUUGAAACUGCAACAUCUUGAAUUCUUUCUGCUGUUAUUUUCAGUUUGCAGAAAUAUCUUUUUAAAUAGUUUCAUAGGAUAUCAAGAGAAACUUCCCUAGCAAUGUAAUGCGAUGUAUGUUACUGGAUACUUUUAUAAAUCUUUCCACUAUGACAGGCAACCUAUUCAUGGUGCAUUUAGAUAAAAUGGAAAACAGAUCCUAAAUUCUUUGAAUGUCUUAGCCAGUUUAUCUGUAUAACUCCAUCACUACAGAUUACUAAAUUUAUUUUUGUUCCAUAAUCAUCAUAAGUAAAAGUAUAUAUCCUCAUUUACAGAAACAUACUCAAAGCACAUUCAGAACCUCAGAAGUAGCGAAAAGUCAUGAGAAAUUUUUCAUUUUACAAAAAAGCGAUGUUUCCUUUCCAGACGUAUUUUACUUCAUUAGAGACAUUCUCUGCACAUACAUCUACAGUAUUCUUUUUCCUUCUUUGCCAACUGUUCAGUGCACAUGUGCUCCAUCAGAAAUGGCACCUGGAUGACAGAAGCUCAAAGAGUCACAUAUGUCUCUAAAAUAGAGCUCCUUUCCUCUUGGGCUGCCUGAACUGGUGUAAAUAGAAAGUUCAGUUGAUCUUGAUUUUAAUUAACUUAUUACUCUAUUAAUAUGAACUUGGAAUUCUAUUUUAAUUAUGUUGUUCUGGCUGCUUGCAGUAUCAGUUUGCCCCUCUUGUUAGGGAGAUGUGUAACAAUCUGUCAUUAAAUUGUGCUGUCUUUUUCACACAACAGUAAUAUCAGAAGUCCUACCUACUCAAAAUCAUUUUCUUGGGUUGUCUCUUAAAUCUGAACAAUGAUGUUUUACUAAAUUAAAUUUUGUCUGGACAGUUAAUCAACUGGAACUCUUUCAUGAAAAAUAAGUAAUAGAAUAAAAUAUUUCUCAUAUUAUUCA
Messenger RNA from Condylura cristata (star-nosed mole), 1580 nucleotides. RefSeq names its product triple QxxK/R motif containing (gene TRIQK). Gene Ontology annotation, cellular component: endoplasmic reticulum membrane. The transcript has 6 exons. Lineage: Eukaryota; Metazoa; Chordata; Mammalia; Eulipotyphla; Talpidae. The coding region runs from base 326 to 586 and encodes 86 amino acids. The record is from RefSeq and is a predicted model, not a curated record.